GUGACUUUUCGACAAGUUUCACCGAUUCUACAAAAAUUUCUCAGGGUGAUGUAUUUAUACAAUUCGGUAUGAGUCGUGUAAGCGUAAUAGGUGUGUUUCAAUUUGAUGCUCCAGAACAUGAGUUCUUGAGACAAGUCACAGACGCUGAUAUACAAGCAGCCGAAAAGAAAUAUCUUCAAACACUAGAUAUAGUUUUAAGUAAGAAAAGGCGCAUUUUGGUCUCUCAAGCACGCCAAAGAAGUGCUGUAGAGCAAGGUUCUCGAGUUGGCGGAUUUAUGCGAAAAAUGAUUAAUACAAUGGCCAAUCACAUGGGAAUAGGUGGCGAAAACAUUGGGAUGCUGCGUCAAGAAGUCGUUGGAUUAGAAAAUAUUAGUCGCCAGUUAUUUAUAGAUAUUGAUGAUCUAUAUCAAGAGCGGGCUAAUAAGAGUAAUGUCAUGCUUUCCUCUGCUUCAAUGAGUUCCAUAUCACCUGGAUCAAGCGGAGGAUCGUCUACUACUCCAACUAGUGAUUGCUCGACUAAUUAUUCUCCAAAUUACUCACCUACUGGUAUGGGAAACUCUCUUAAUAAUAGGGUAGGAGAUUGGGAACAUGCAAGCGGAACUAGCAGAUGG
Molecule: messenger RNA, 611 nt
Organism: Racocetra persica
Lineage: Eukaryota; Fungi; Glomeromycota; Glomeromycetes; Diversisporales; Gigasporaceae
Source: the annotation of a GenBank genome assembly